UUUCUUGCGGCCCCAGCUUUGAGAUUUUUUGUAAACAACAACAGCAUGUUUUUAACAUGUUUUUAACUUUACUUUAAUAAUAACAAUAAUUGGAACUUUAUUAAACUUUAAAGGCACAAAAGUUGGAGUUAUCAUUGCAAAUAAUUGAGAUAUAAUCUACUGAAAAAUGGCUCACCGAUAUUUCGAAGGAAAGGUCCACGCUAUGUUGUAUGCGAAGUAUCGUACAGUUCCUCCCUCGGCCUUAAUUCAACGGAUGAUUUCAUUCCUUAAAGAAAAAUACAAGGGACCAUUAGACUUGGCGUAUGACGUAGGAUGCGGGAGUGGUCAGAGCACGGGAUUUUUAGCACCUUACUUUAAACGAGUGGUUGGCACUGAUAUAAGUGCCUCACAGAUUGAACAGGCUGAAAAUAAAUCUACAGAUAAAAACGUUACUUAUAUAGUGAGUCCUGCAGAAAAUAUACCUGAAAAGGACAAAACCGUACAGAUGAUAUCGGUUUCACAGGCUGCCCACUGGUUUGACCUUCCAAAGUUUUAUGAUGAAGGAAAAAGGGUGCUCACACCAGGAGGAGUUUGCUGUCUGUAUGGUUAUGAAUUUCCAAGAUUUCGGUGGGACAAGGACCCCAGUUUAAAUUCCUCCUUGGACGAGGCACUUGACCAGUUUUACUGGGAUGAGCUUAAAGAGUAUGUCAUGCAAGGUAGCAGAGAGGUGUACCUAAACAAAUACGAAUUGCCGAAAUAUGUCCCCAAUUUUGCUUCGGAAUUUAUCAGGGAUGACACUUUAUAUCACGAGAUGCCAACUUCUGUGUCGGACAUUGUUAACUACUGCUUCACGUGGUCAGGAUAUCAAAAUUUUGUAAAGCAACACGGUGAAAAUGAAGGAAUUAAACUAUUAGCCAAAUUUCAAGAUAGGAUUUUACGUUCCUUAGAGUCAUGACCGUGCUAGAUGUUUCUACCUCUCCCGAAGAUACAAUGCUGACGAGGCGAACCAGCUUCUUUUUACUGAUGGCAAGAGUUUGAGGACAUUGGCAGCAGCAAUUUUAAACGGAUUCUUGACAGUAUUUAACAAAUUAACCGAAUAAGUCAAAAAUUAGCUAGCUAAAUCAGUUCCUGACUCUUGGAUUUAUUGAUACCAAAAAACUUUUGUAUGUGCAUAGAUACAUAUAUUUUAAUAAUCAUAAUAAAGCUUUUAGCUUUUCACAUAUCA
Molecule: messenger RNA, 1204 nt
Organism: Folsomia candida
Lineage: Eukaryota; Metazoa; Arthropoda; Collembola; Entomobryomorpha; Isotomidae
Product: putative methyltransferase DDB_G0268948
Exons: 10
Coding region: 167-934 (255 amino acids)
Molecular function (GO): S-adenosylmethionine-dependent methyltransferase activity
Source: RefSeq, a predicted model, not a curated record